AUGAAACUUUUUGCUUCCACAAUCUUUGCAGUCGCCCUUGGUCAGUACGACUACUCUGAAGGAUACGACUACUAUGACGAGUCAAAUUCCAUCGACUUUGCCGACUACGGAUUAGAUGAAAACGACAUCUUUUCCACCGAAGAUCUCGAUCUUCUCAAUGACUACUCUGCCACUGACGGAGCUGAUCUCAUCGGUGGCCGAUCGCUCGGCGGUGUCGGUGCCGAAGGUAGACUGAAGAAACUUCCUCCAGGAAUCAAGGUCUCCGAUUACUUUGUCAACGGGGUUUUCCAAACUGCUGCUUUCCGACAGGCCCUUCGAGCAGCCAUUGCCGCUCAAAAUGCCGCCAAGACAACAACUACUUCCACAACUUCCACCACAACGACCACGACAACAACCACAACAACAACUACAACAACAACUACCGAACCACCAACUACAACAGAGAUGCCUACAGAGCCACCAAUGGACGAUCUCUUCUUUGGUCCCUCUGAAGACGAAUCUCGACGACCACUUCAAAACCUCGCCGUCGCUGCUGCAUCUGCUGCCAAUGAUCAAACCAGAGGGUUUCUCUCCGGAGGAAACGACUACAACAAAUGCAAAGUAUGCGAUGGCGUUGAUUACGCAACUUGCAGAUCCUCCACAACAAUUGCCACUUGUGAUGAUACUUCUAACAGCGGCAUUGACGAUCUCAUGGUCUGCCAAAUGCGAUGGGAGAAAGAAAUCGGCGGCAGCUUGAAAUUCUGGUCAGGCUGCGCUUUAAAAUCUGCCUGCCAAGCUCAAGAAAAGCAGAACUUCGUCGGAUCAGUCAAGCUCCGACAUCAAUGUGCUUCAACAACAACUCUUGAAAGCGCUGUACGAGGAAGAUUCAGUAGAUCAAUCAAAUGCAGCUUCUGCCACAAGAUGGGAUAUGACAACUCCGCUACCAUCUACGGUCAAGAAACGACAACAAAAGCCGAAUCGCUCUUCACCGGACAGGAAUCUUCCAGUGACAACAUGGAAACCCGGCUCGCAGCUUGGGCAGCCGAGCAAGCCAAUGCUCCCUGGUACACAACUGAAGUUGCCAGCAUCUUCUAA
Molecule: messenger RNA, 1074 nt
Organism: Oikopleura dioica
Lineage: Eukaryota; Metazoa; Chordata; Appendicularia; Copelata; Oikopleuridae
Source: the annotation of a GenBank genome assembly